Molecule: messenger RNA, 10107 nt
Organism: Brienomyrus brachyistius
Lineage: Eukaryota; Metazoa; Chordata; Actinopteri; Osteoglossiformes; Mormyridae
Product: probable G-protein coupled receptor 141
Exons: 5
Coding region: 350-1225 (291 amino acids)
Biological process (GO): G protein-coupled receptor signaling pathway
Cellular component (GO): membrane
Molecular function (GO): oxysterol binding; G protein-coupled receptor activity
Source: RefSeq, a predicted model, not a curated record
CACUUGCGAAAUAGCUCACGAAAAGAUGACGCUGAGGAAGAUAGGGUGUUUUUCUCCCUGUUUGAGCGUCUUUUCUGCCUUCGUUUAAUUUCCAUCCAUCCAUCUCGUCUUGUAAUUUCGUUUUUGUCAGAAACAUUUACCCUGUUUUAUGAACUUCACAAAAUUAGACUUUCAGUUUCAUCUUGAAAGUCUCAGACACAUGCGUGGUUUCUGUGCCUUUGCUUGAAGAGAAAGUUGCAAGCAAAUUGGUAGAUAUACCCGUGUGACGAAAUGCAAUAGCCUACCUUAAACACGGAACAGCGGUACGGUGGGUUUUAGUCCACACAAUCUGGGAAAAAGGUGCCCCGGAAUGAAGGAAGUCUUUGGAGUAAUGAAUUCAACUAACAAUUCAACUAAAGCAUUAUCCGAGGAGCCUUACAGGAUUACUUUAGUGACUAUAUACACCAUAGCGCUUUUAGGAGGCAGUGUGGGGAUCUGUCUCUUGUUCAGUGUACUAAAAUCCAACUUGCAAACCAUUACCACCAUAGCGGUCACCAACCUAUUAGUAGUGCAUUCGAUUUUCCUCCUGACGGUGCCGUUCCGAAUCUAUUACUAUGUGACUAACAUAUGGAACUUGCAUCAGGGUUUCUGCAAGAUGGUCAGCGGUAUGAUUCACGGCCAUAUGUACAUUGCCUUCCUUUUCUACACGAUCAUCCUGGGGAUCCGCUACCAUACCUUCUGCUCAAUGGGGGAUGAGGUGCAGUUUUACAGGAAGCUGCAUGUGGUGCUUGCAAGUCUUAUUGUCUGGGCCUUGGGAUUACUCAUAGGCUUCCCCGUGAUCGAUCUGAUGUAUGGGUCAAACACGAACUCCGCAGAAAAAAAGUGCUUCAAUUUUGGCAAGGAGUUGCAGGCAAGCACUGCAGCAGCAGUAUUGAAUUAUCUAGGCAGUGUGGUCAUCAUCGCCACCAUCUUCGCUCUCACCUGCUGCCAGGGGCAGAUUCUGUGGCGCAUCUUUCGGCAGUACGGAGCUGACACACACACUCGGCAGGAGUUUGGAGUGCAGAAAAAAAACCUGUGUUUCCUGCUGGUCAUGAUACUCUGCUUCCUCCCGUACCACUUGUUUCGCUUCUACUACAUUAGCCACUCUGCUGAUUUUGAAAAUGAGAAUGAAGUGUUGCUGGCCUUCACGGCACUCAGUUGCUUCGAUUCACUGAUUUUUCUGGAAAGGAACAGUUUAUGUGCAUAGUCUGAAUUGAUUAUGUAAAGUGGCAUUUUUUUAACUAUCUGUGGGUCCCUGAGGACUGGGUUGAAAAUCACUAAUAUAAGAGAAAACUGGUUGUUUUUUUUCUGGCUUUUUUAUCCUUGUGGUUGACGUCAUUAAAUGGCUUAGUGUGUGUGUUUCCUUAGGCAGAAUAUGACAUCUAGUGGUCAUUUUAUUUAUCACACGUUCAGAAUGGUUAUUUAUAUGUAAUGUUUAACUAAUCAUUUAAUUUUUUCUGACAGUUCAAUACUAAUUUUCAGCUUAAUAUAAUAGAUGAAAAAAUAUAUAUUUGCAAAGUUAAACUGACCCCUUGCCGGAAUACUAUGCUUUAGUUCGGGCGAUUUUUUUGACGCUGAUAGAUAUUAAAAUAACAAGGCACGCUGUGUAUUAUGAUGUCUCAGGUGAUACUUUGAAUGGCAGACACGAAUUUGCCACCUCAUUUAGCCAAGUAUUACAAAAAGAUUGCAUUUAACUUUCUAACAGAGGCACGUGUACGCCUAGUUGUUGGUGCCCAUGAUCAAAUGAUAAUAUGCAACUCCUAAAAUAAGUAGGUCAGCAAACCGCAUCAGCCCUUGCUGCACGGUGGAUGACACGAGACAAGUAUUCAGAAGCAAUUCGGAAAUGAAAGUGACGUGGCAGCUCGUGCAGUGGACUUUCCCAUCCCCUCUCCCCUCCCAGCUACCGCACAUAAAACGUGGAAGCCUAAUUCGGAAAUAUUUGCAUUUACUAAGCGCAAAUCAAUGUUCCAGAUAGCGCUUUGAUGUCGCGAAGUGCAAGUUGUAUUUUUUAUUUUAAUGUCUGACAAAGUCGUAAAUGAUAUAACUUGCCGAAAUUAUUUUAAUGAGAGCUGCGAUCGGUAAAACUCAAAGUGUUUAAUGUGUGUUGAUUUGCAUAAGCAUUCGUCUGCCAUGUCAUUAAAAUUUCUCAUCACCCGCUUGUCUCCCGCAUGGGUUUAUUUGGAGAGCGUGGAGGAGAUAAGGGCCUGUGAGAUAAUGAAUGCCUUCUUUCUGAUUUCCAUCCCUCUCCUACGGAUACCAUUUCCGUGUCUUGUGUCCUUCUCAUCCGCGAUGGGCAAAUAGUAAAAAAAUCUCAUUUAUGCUGCGAAAUUCGGACAGUUGAAGUCUUUUUAUUCCUCUGCCAUUUGCUUACGCACACUCAGUUGUUUUACCAGAACUUGGCAUUUUUAAAAAUAUAUAAAUAAUCUUUCGAGGACAUAUAUGUUUUGCGAAAAUUUACUUUACUUGAACAUUUGUUCAACACAUUCUACAGUAUUGUUAUUUCCCAAGACAGUUUUUUCAAACUAUGGGACAUGUUCUCCAGUAAGUGUAUUAAGUGACAAAGCAUCCUUAUAAGAUUAGCAUCCCAAUGUAGGUCAGUCUUAUCAAAAGCCAUAUUUAUAUCAAACGACAUUUAUUUUGUCAAGGUACUCAGAUGUGCUGAUAGGCUUUGAGAAAAAAAAGUCCCAAACUGGUGCUUAACACUGCUCCUGCUGCUCAUUAAUAUGUCCAUAGAAAUGAGCGCAGGUCUAGCAUGAUAUUGAUUAUCUUGAUCGCAGUCGUGUGCCCGCUAGUUCAGAUGGUAGGGGGGACAUUAUACUCUAACACCUGGAGGAUGAGCCGGUGACCAUGUUAAUGCAAAACUACAAAAACACCUUCUGCAGUUCAUUACCGAUGUAAUCUGUGUUACUUUGGGGUAGUUCUCUAUGGACUGCCAGACAUCGUACACUGACUGCUGUGCUCUCUCCUCCGUAACCCAACUGUUAGAUGACUGUUAGGCAUCUUGGACCCACACGGUGCAAACCUGGGAGGAGUUAGCUGUAGUAUAGCUGCACUCGAGACUAGUACAACAGCUCACUGCUGCCCCGGCCGUUGCUGCACCUAUCUAGGCCCCUAGGCUGUCAUUCAGGAGAUGGCUACACAGCAGCAUUUUAUCAAGCACUUUCCCUCUUAUGGAGGAGAUGGCACUGAAUGAGCCUGCCAGUUUUAUGCAGUGUCCAUGUAUUUUUGGGUGCUUCUAGUCUUAUUUUUAACAAUGACUUCUGGGUCAGUUUCCAUGUGUCGUGACGCUGAUCCUGCUACAUGGGUGAUAUAACGUCACGUCACGCCCCUCAUGUCACGACAGGAAUUUUAACUGCUUGUACCCGUUUUCUUCAUUAAGCAUCAUUGAGCUGUUGAUUGAAUUAAUCAUGUGAUUAACAUCAUGUUAAUCUGAAUUCUUUGAUUGAACUGUCAUAUCAUUAUCCAGUUGCUAUUAAUUUCAAGAUGCAAAUAAUAAGUGCCAUAGUGAAAAAAAUAAGGCUUCUAAACAUUUUUGAUCUUGAGUAUUAGUUUUUAAAUUGUCUUUCCAUUUAUAGAUUUUAAACAAUCAAGUAAAAACCUGUUGAAUUUAUAUUCGCUUAAUUGCAGUUCAUACAGAUUGUCUGACAUUCUUUACAACAUAAUUAAACAUAGUCUCAGUCUUCGCAGCAAUUUCAUAAUUCCAUUAUUGCCAUUAUACUUAUAACUUUAUGUCUUUUCACUCUCAUGGUUUAAUUUGUAUUCUUUAUUUUUACGGAUAUUACAUUAGAUGUGUGGGGCAGCAUGGUGGUGCAGUGGUUAGCACUGUUGCCUCACACUUCUGGGACCUGGGUUUGAGUCUCCGCCUGGGUCACAUGUGUGUGGAGUUUGCAUGUUCUCCCCAUGUCGUCGUGGGGUUUCCUCCGGGUACUCCGGUUUCCCCCUACAGUCCAAAAACAUGGUGAGACUAAUUGGACUUGCUAAAUUGCCCGUAGGUGUGCAUGUGUGAGUGAAUGGUGUGUGAGUGUGCCCUGCGAUGGGCUGACCCCCCAUCCUGGGUCGUUCCUUCCCUCGUGCCCAUUGCAUAGGCUCUGGACCCCCCGCGGCCCAGUAGGGUAAGCAGUUUGAAAAAUGGAUGGAUGGACAUUAAAUGUAUUACAAUAUGUUGUGCAUGUGUUUGGGAGGGGGGGGGGUUGUUGUGCAUGUUUGAUUUUACAUUUUCGUAGUGUAUACACGAAAGCGUUUUUGUCAUCCUUCCUCUGAGCAGAUUGCUGGAGCAGUCAAACCUUGCAAAUCCAUUUAAAAUCGUUUAUUUCUGGCGAACCAUUUACAGCACUCAGUAGGUCAUUUGUAGAUCUGAAUGAUGUGCUUUUUGCCACACAUCAAGUUAAUCUGAAUUUGCAGAUUCUUCGGUGAGGCUGUAACAAAAUGUCAACAUGCAGGAUGGUGGUUUAUUUGCAGUUAUUCUGUUUAAUUCAGUUUAAUAUUAGUGACUGGUGAUAAUUCACAGGGCCCCGGCUGUUAACCUUGGCUGUCAUUCAGAAGGCAGCACCAAAUGAACAGUGGCUGAUCACAGAUUAAGCAUGAGAUCACAGAUGAAUGAAUGCAUCAACCUUGUUGCUGGUCAACCCCUUCCUGUUUUACUUCAACUUUUCCAAGCAUUUAAUCUUUUACUAUGGACCUGAUCUCAUUACUGUUACGUGUCAUCAAGUCGGGCUCGACUCCCGGUGACCGCAAGGCUGGCGUACUGCCUGGGUCCCGAUGACAUGUAUGUUGUUGUCAUGAUACUGUAGCAGGUCUUAUAAAAUACUCAUGUGUAAAUUUGGUAUUUUCUGCUUGAUAAUGCAGGUUUAAUUUGUUUAAGAAUCAAUGCUUGUUUACCAUGUGGUCCGUGAUAUUCUUGGAGAUCUCUGUCGAUCCAAAAGGUAUCGGUAGUGUCUUCAUGUCCUGCCCCUUCUUUGGCAGCUUUUGCAUUCAACAAAGAAAAUACUGAAUAAUUUGCACAUUGUCCAUUUGCACAACCUUUACCACUAAAUCAGAUAUUUAACUGAUACAGCAAUGUGCAGUGCUACGAUGGCGCUAGGCGACAAGAAUUUUUCAGUUCCAUUAUAAUCUUGUGGGGCCACCGUUGUAUAUGUGGUCCGUUGGUGACCGAAAUGUUGUUAUGCGGUGCAUGACUGUAUAUUUUUUUAUUUAUAUCUUAUGUAUUUAUAUCUACCCCAUAUUUACUAUCUUAUGUCUUGGUAUGUCUUUUAUUUUUAUGUCAUACAUAUGUAUUUUUUAUGUUUUUUUUUUUUUUUGCUCAAUGACCAAAGAUAUUUCAUCUCAUUGUAUGGUGCAUGCGUCACGAAAAUACUUUGACUUGACUUUGACUUUAUUGUCUUACAUGCACUCAAUUUGAUCAGUUCUACCAAAUCAUUUAAAAUGUUUAAAAUGAACGUUAUAUGUUAUUUAGAGUUUUAAGACAUUUUUUUUUUAAUGCAAGUAUUUUUUUGCAAUAUGAAAUAUAUCAGUAUGUUGCUUCAAUUCAUGACAAUGGCCUGAGGAGGACAUUUGAGGUCGAGAAAGUAAAGUUCCAGGCCAAGAUUUUGCUUUAACCAACUACUUAUGUCCUCUGUGACUGUGACUCUUUACACUGAACUGGUUGGUUGAAACAAAAUCUUGGACUGGAUUUUUACUUUCUGGAACAGAAAUGUCAGCUUCUGCAGAUGUCAAAAAAAAAUCUGAGUUCAGGUUUUAACAUGCCAUACCACCAUGUCAUCUGUGAUGUAAAACUUCAUUUAUAUACAUAUAUGUAUGUGUGUAUAGAUAAACUGCAGACUAGAUCUUCUCUUUUUCUCAUUAAUGAAGAUUGAAGAUAAUUAAUGGUAGUGAUUUAUGGGACUUCAGUCCUGCUUGUAGAAGCCUGUUACAGGCUGUCCUAGCAGUGUACUUCACACCUGCACUUAAUGUUAACGGCCGUCUCUGGCAUUUUGCCCUUUACCUGGCUGGUUUCUGGUCAUUCCCAGUGUCUCCUGCUUCACCUUAUUCUUGUGUACUGCUGUCUUAGAGAUUUUGAGCCUGGAAGCAACCUGCUGCUCAGCCUAGCCUUCUGUCUGCAGAACCAGGAUUAAACCAGAAAAUGCAAACUAAAAAACUACAUGGAGUGGUCUCUUAAUGUUUUCCAGAGCUGUAUGUAACCAUCUGAAGAGGUCAUGGGUUCAGGGCCAUAGCCUUCAGGAUUUUUUUUUCAAUGGAAAUCAAAUUUAUAUGCAGGUAAUGAGAUGCAUUAUAUGCAAGUCACACUGCUGAACUGUAGUCUAACUCUUAUAUCUAAAUAAUAGCACAAGAUUGUUCACUGUGUUCUAACAGGAAGUUCAAAAUGCCUGUAUUUUCUCACCAGGGACAUACCCGAAGACAAAUAGCAGCUAUAUCUCUGAGCCAAACAUCAAUACUACCCUUCUGUAUAUGACCUAGGUCACAACAAUAUGUUAAACGGUUUUCCUUUAAACAUUCACAAAUUCAAUCCCACCUGAAGUUCAGCUUAUAUUAUAGUAUACAAAAUAUUUCAGUUAUUUUGUAGAAAUAUACAUCCCUAAAAUCAUUAUUUUGGUCCUUCAAUUACAAUCAGACACUCAAUGCAGGGUUAUAACUUGUUUGUUUUUAUGUAGGAUCAAGUGAACUUCAGGUUGUUAUACGUACAAACCGUUAAUUAAAAUCAAGAUGAUGGAAAUAUCAUUUAGGUUAAUGAGGCACUUAUAUUCCCAUAAUUUUGUAGGGUGAUCUCUGGAACUACUUCAGAAAAAAAUCAGAGUGAAAUACUGCAGUUGUGUAAACGACCACAUUAAGCAAGUUAAGUGGGGGGAGGUGAAGUUAUUUUGAGCUCUUGGGGACCCGUUUUGUCAUCAGUAAGUACAUUCCAGCAAAAUCGAUUGCAUUCUGUUGUAUUAUAUUAUUUAUAUAAAAAGAGAGAAUGGAAAAUAAUCUUAAGUAGAGUUUGCCGUAGGUCAAAACAAAGCAUUUUGUUCUUUUUUUGUUUGCUCUAUAGAGACCUUUUUUAUACCAAAAAUCAAUUGCUGCAAACACAGUUUCAAUUGCUGCAGUUAAUACAUUCCAAGUAUGUAAUAUCUUUUUCUUGAACAGGGCAAUGUAUCUCCACCACAUUUAGCUGUGUUUAAUUCACCCAUUCUCUCUCCACAAUAGGCAAAUACAUUUCCCUUUUGUUCUUUCAGUAAUAGAUUUCUUUAAUGCGGCUUAUGUGUAAUUUAACAAAAACGAUCACACUUGUAUGAAUUAAAAAAACCAUUUGGUUGGUGUAUUCUGAACAUUGCACUCUGAAUACAUGAAUAGUAAUAUAAUUACAAUAUGCAAUAAAGGUUAACUAAUUUUUCUGAAAAUCUUCUUUUUGAAAGAGACAUUCACCAGAAAAGGUUCUGAAUGAGACAUUCACACCUGUAUUAAUGCAUAAAAGAAGGUUUAUGAAUUCUGUGUUUUAUUCAAAUGUAUAGGCUUUGUUUGGGUACUCUGAGUCAGUCAGGAUUUGUUUGUUUUUAUAUAUUUUAUGCAGUUUUGUUAAACUUUACAUUGACAGAGCUUAUGUCCCCACGCCCUCGCCGUGACAAUGUUAUUAACUUGAAAUGGCAAAACGGACAAUACAACUUUAGGACUCAGCCUUAAUAUGUGUGAAUCUUUUUCGAAACUUGAAAAAGUUAUGAUCUUUCCAUGAACGUUGCUUUGAGAGUCACAGAAGUCCAUGUUGCACUCUGUAAAUGCUUCUCUGAAGUUUGAACAACAGCAAACUUUAGGAAAGAAACAGUUUGCUGCAAAGACCUCCACUGCUGAUUUGUAUCCCGUCAGCCAGCGCUGCACAAGGAGAUGGAUGGCAUGACAACCUGACAAACUGCAAAGCUAUAACUAAGACAUUUACCUUCACACAUCGGUGGUAUCUCAUGUAUAUUAUGCUAUUUGCAUGAAGCUUUAUCCUGUUUGUUUCCAUAGUCGAUCAAUUAAUUUUUUUACCAGCCAAGAUAAUCGUAAAGACAUCCUGCCAAGUGCUGAUGACAGGCGAUGAGUGUGAGUAAUACUGAACUUCCUUUACACGGAAUGUCAUUAGUUCGACUAAGAAUAUUAACAGUUAAGUGGACUGGGAGAUACUUGAUUGGGAAUUGGGAUCUGACAUUUUCAUUGCCUGGAACACGUUCUUUUGACAUAAUCAGCACAGCACCCAGAACAAACAUACCAGUGUCUUGUUUCAGGAGGUUGUGUUGAAGAAGGCGUGUUUCUGAAAGGGAAGAGAGAACGGAUUAUGUAAGUCUAUGAGAAGGAUUUGUCCGUGCUUGCAGUGAGCGUGGAUUGAGCAUGACGUGGGAUGUAUUUUUCACCCUCCUAUAGGUGCAAUAAUAAAGUAGCUGCUUAAACCAGGUUCAACUGGAAACGCGUGAUGUGGGGCAGGUGGUGCAUUCAAGGGGUGCUUAAUGAACAGCCCUACUCAAGACUGAGUGGUCAUGCUAGAACUAACCAGCAGAUGUCACCAAAAUCCUGUGAUACAUGCCCUGCUGCACCCACCCUCCCCCCCCCCUUUUAAGACAUGACAAGGGAGUUUGAGAUCAACGCCCUUUGUCCAGUUGGACGUCUCGGCCUGUCUUGCGUGUACGGACAGGUGAGACUGCAGAUUCUGUGGUGGUGUAAGACGGAGAAGGACUUCAGUAGAAGCUUUCUUCUGAUUCUGUGACAGGUAAGACCCCUGAUAUAACACCAAGACAGGUAGACAUCUUCCCUGUACGGUAGUUUCUGUUUGCUACCACAGUUUAUAGAGAGUAAAUAAUAAUUUCACACCUCGCUUUUCCAUAUUUAUGAUUGCUCUGGAGAGCAUUUUUUAUUUAUGUUGACUGCUUUUUAAAAAGUGGACAGGACUUUUCUUCCCCAUGUGUCAAAACAAACUGUGUUGUAUAAUUUAUGUGAUUUAUGAUGUAUCACAGAACUUGGCUGAUAAAAAAAAAAGUUUUCACUAUCCUUAUGAUGAACAAUAAAUUCAUUAUAUACAGAAAUCUGUUCGUUGGACUUAAUGGCUACUUACUGAUUAAUGAUACUGAUUUGCUGACUGUGAAAUUUCUUAUUUAAUUGUUUAGUAUAGAUAAUUUCUGGCUUUAUACAUGAUUACUAAGGGAUUUACUAAGGGAUAUAUAUGUAUGCAUUUAAAAGUAUGCAUGUUACAUUCACAAGUGCUUGGCGUGAUUAAUGUUGCAUAAGGUCGAUGUUCUACUAUGUGUUGAACUAAACAUGUAUGCCUCUAUAUUGACACUUACACAGAAGAAUGUCCUUUUCUAUGGACCAGAUUCAACCAUCUGUGUUUUUACAGGAUUUCAGCAAUAAACAAGCCAGUGUUAGCAUGCUGAAUUCUGGACCCCCAUAAACAUACAAAUGAUUGUUUUUGAGAAAUCCUCUCAAAGUACAUCAAUCUGAUUGUGGAUCAGCAUGCAGGGCAGCUGCGGUAAAAUUGUGUAAUAUUUAUGUAUAAUAAAGCAAGUUAAUUUGAACAAUUUUGUAUCUAAUAUGAAUAGUAUGUCAAUGCUUAAUAUUGUAGCAUAUAUAGCAACUGUAAAAAUGUGAAAUGUUAUGUAACUAAUCUAUCAACUUGAAUACAAAUAAAUUGAGCAAGGCACAGGAAGGCCUGUUAUUCCCAUUUCCAUGUUCCAGAAACACCUCAUAACAAUGACUACACUUUAUUAAUAUCAGCUUCCAUCCAGUGCUACUACAAGCCAAGAUGUUCCGUAGCUGAGUCACUGAUCCCUGGGUUGUAAUUUACCUUGUUUCUUUACCCUUGUGCUUUACUCCAUAAUAUGUAGAACUAAUGAUGUUAUUCAUUAACUUCAAACCAUUUGUGAAAAUACAUCACCAUGCAAACAGCUAUUUCUCUGCUGGGAAUUGGCUCCGACUUGGACUUCCUCUCCUUGUGAAACAUUCCGAAGAUGUGGUUACAUUUGUUUGCGUUUUCAUUUGAUCUCAUGCCAUAAAUGCAAUAUUCCCCUCUUCAUUUUCUUUUUUUUUUGUUAAUUUCACGGCACGUCGUUUUGUUUAAUCAUUUUAAGAGACUCGUUUGAACUAUUUUAAGAC